Molecule: messenger RNA, 4896 nt
Organism: Penicillium coprophilum
Lineage: Eukaryota; Fungi; Ascomycota; Eurotiomycetes; Eurotiales; Aspergillaceae
Exons: 9
Coding region: 1-4896 (1631 amino acids)
Source: RefSeq, a predicted model, not a curated record
AUGGCUCGCUAUUUCGGCUGUUUCUGCGAGAAAGAUGACGCCGAUUCUGAUAUGAACAUUCCUCCCCAGUUUCACCGGCCCAGCCACGAUAAGAACGCGAGACAUGUGAACAGGAUCGCAUCCCCAGCGAAACUUGUAGCCCUUGAAAAAAGAGACAAUACUCUGAAUGCUCAAGAUGCGUCCCAUGGGCAUGAUGAUGGCGAGCGACAGGGCGAGAUAGCACCCGACCAAGAGCUCUUACUUGGUCCAAAAUUGACAGUCGAAUCCCUAGAGUGCGUCCACUCCACGUCCCAAAGCAAUAGCCAGAAUCAUGAAGAGGCCCAAUCCAGGAAAGGAAGUCAACUCGACCGAAGAGACCUUUGGGAAGUGGCAAAGGAAAGGCUGGAAGAGGAUUACACCAAGUGGCUGAAACCUGAAGAAUCUCCACCAACGAUGGAAGUCAUCGGGAGGAUCCAAGAAGAAGCAAAGGGAAAUUACAAGCAACUCGAGACCGAAGCAAUCCAGGGUCAUGAGAAGAAGCAAAAAAAUUCUGAUGCACGUGAGAAAUUCAAGAAUAUGCUCGGCUUCGCUUUGCAAGCCCAAGACUUGAUCGGAAAAGUCUUGACCUUUGAUCCCACUGGUUAUGCAUCGAUUGCAUGGUCGAUAGUAUCAUUUGGAUUGACGCUUCUUCAAAAAGACAUUGAACGACGUGACUCGGUCGUGGCAUCAUCGGAGUUCCUCGCCGUUGUUAUCGCCUACCAUACUUUAGUUGAGCACAAUUACCUUUCUGAAUAUACGCAGGCCAAUAAAGGCCUGGAGAAUGCUCUUGUUGAGGUUUACGUUGCAAUUCUCAAGUAUGCCGCUGAAGUGGAGAAGACAAGGACCGAAAGCCGCGGACGUCGCCUCGGUCACAGUAUCACUGCUUUGGUUGACGAUCCGUUGGAGGAUCUCAAGGGAACUGUUGAGAAGCAAAAAAAGAAGUUGGAGAGUAUGAUGAGCAUUCUUAAAGAUGAAGUGAUCGCGGACUUGAAAGAAGUCUCCUCGCGAGCUCGCAACAAAGAAGAGCUAGACAUUCUUGAGUGGCUGUCAGCGGUCCAAUAUUCCAAAACUCAAAAUGAGAAACAAAAGAAGCGAUCUCGCGGCACUGGAGAAUGGUUACUUCAGUCGCAAGUGUACACCGAUUGGAAGGCGAAAGCAGGGAGCAUUCUAUGGCUACAUGGUGUUGUGGGUUGUGGGAAAUCAUAUCUUUGCUCCACAAUCAUUCGUGAUAUGGAGCAGCAUUGCAGAGAUACCUUCUGUAAUGUGCUUGCAUACUGGUAUUUUGAUUUUAGUGACGAGAAGACUCGAUACGUUGAGAAUAUGGUGAGGUGUCUUCUCCGUCAGAUUGCGCCCAAUCCGUUGCCAGCCUCCUUACAAGAAUUGUGGAAUCAACAUAGAAUCAACAGAGAGCCAGAUUAUGCACAGCUACUUGAGGUCUUGAACGGCAUAAUAUCAGCCUUAUCCGGUGACCUCUUCAUUGUCUUCGACGCUUUGGAUGAAUGUCCUCAGGAGCCUUUAAGAAAAGAAAGAGAUUCUUUGCUUCAAUUCAUAGAAGACCUGAUCGAGGAACAUGGAAAAAAGCUGCAUCUUCUCGCAACAAGCCGGCCUGAUCCUCAUAUCCAAAAAAAGCUGCAGAGUUGUACAGGUUUCGACCUGGAGGCUAAUCUGGGCGAAGAUGCUCAGACAUAUAUCAAAUUUGAACUGAGACAUGGCAAUUUGAGUAGAUGGAAAGAUGUCAAUCCAACCAUACUUGAAGCAAUCGAAGAAAGACUUCUGGAAUUUCCCGAUAGGCGAUUCCGAUGGGCCGACCUCCAAAUCAAACGACUUGAAAAUUGUCACAAAAAGGUUGAUAUCGAAGAUGCCUUAGCCUCAGUCCCUCACUCGCUUGAAGAGUCAUAUCAGCGUAUUCUGCUCGCGAUUGAUAAAAUGUACCAAGAAGAAGCGCUCAAAAUUCUUACUUGGCUCAGCUUCUCCCUCGCGCCGCUGACACUGGAUGCUGUUCGAACUGUCGCUGGGCUUUCCUUCACUGACAGUGUCGUUGAGAUAUGUACAACAUCGCUCGUCACUCUCAAUGCAGACAAUACCAUUCGCCUAGCUCACUUCUCUGUCAAGGAGUUCUUGAUUUCUGAGCAUGCCCGAACCAAAGUCAGCUUCUUUCAUCUGUCAGCGGAACUCGCGCAUCGAGUUAUAUUGGAAAGAGCGCUUCUUGAAAUCUAUGAAUACAGGGAUUACCGCUUGAAUGAGUUCAACUCUGAAGAUAAGUCACUGCUGAACUAUGCGGCUCGGUUCUGGGAUGGGCAUCUGAAAUUGUCUUCUCGAUGUACACUGGAAGAUCUUCAAGAUACGAUUGAUCAUAUAUUUCUGCAUCGACAAUGCUACUCUAAUUGGAUGCGAUGCAGAGAAUAUCCCUUCUAUACAGUUCCCACAUGGUACAUGACUUUCGAGAGUCUCCCUUCCCCUCUUAUGAUGGCCUCAAGCAUUGGUCUCAUACACACUGCCAAAAGUCUAUUGGAGAUGGGAGAAAAGCCUCACAGGAAUACAGCCGGAGUCAUAAAUGACUGGGAUAGUUGUUCCUUCGUUUGUGCUGCCAGAGAGGGCCAUCUUUCACUCUUGGCUGUUCUGUUAGAGGCUUCAUCGAAGGCAUGUCAUAUAGAAGAAAUUAUGGAGGUGAUUGAUGACUCCAAGGAAGGAGAAACAUCAUUGAAAAUGGUUCUUGCCAAGCUUCAGAAAUUGGGAGAGCUAGAGUACCUAAAUCCCGAUGGAACUGUCCAAAUCAAGGAUCUCGUCGGAGAAUACGCGGCGAAAAAUAAAAAGUGCGGAUCUUCCCUACUCAGGCUGCUCCUUUUCAAAGAUGGGCCAAGGCUAAAGUUCCACCUGGAUUCGAUUUUCUGGGGCGCAGCAACAAGCCCUCAUGCUGAGAAAAUCCUAAGAAUGGUGCUUGAAUGGCUUGAUAGAGCGGUUGGGCCAUUGGAAGGCGGGCUUUUCUUGCUAGCAAGAGUUACGACUAACCUAGAAGUGGCGAGGCUAUGGUUCCGAAUCAUCUUACGACCAGGCUUUUGGGAAAACCGUCACCUUGAAACGCUGGUCAAAAGUCUAACCCUCGAUCUCAUGGAAGUCUUUCUUGAGAUUUAUGGGCAAAAGAUCGUGAUUACAGAUCAACUUUUGGUUGCGGCCGCCAGUAAUUGGCGGGAUGCCAGGAUUCUUGGGGUUUUCCUCAAAGACAAAGACCAUGAGAUAACAAUAGGGUAUGGAUUAUUCCUUAAAGCUCUUGAAAACUGGGAUCAAGGAUUUUCAAUCUUCCAGACCCUGCUGGAUAGCUGCGGCCCAGAUUGCUUGAUAGACGAAAACACCCUGUCGCAAACCAUGAUUAUUUGGCCCCAGGAGGCAAAUCGGAGCCUGAUAACAAUUCUUCGUCGACAGCAGGCCGGUUUCGUUUCAGAAGAACUCCUGUUGAAAAUCGCUCGGCGAAAGAAUUUAAAAUCAUUACAGCUGCUGGUUGCGAUUGGUGGCCCGAAUACGUCGAUCACAGAGAAAGUGUUGUGUGGAGCAUUAGAAAACUUUUCAGAGCAGGUCACAACCCCAGAGCUGGGAUCUCUCAUUGAGUUUAUACUUGGCUGUCUUGGGCCUGAGUAUGUUGUGACUGAGGAUGUAUUAUGUGUCGCAGCUCAAAAUUGGCUUAUGAGCCCAAGUACAAUGUCUAUACUUCUAGACCGUGCAUCCAGUUCCGGUAUACCAAAAAGUGUUUUCGCUCACGCAUUUGCCAAUCCUCUCAUCUUUCAAGUUCUUCUCGACCGGACUCGAGAUGAGCCACCCGUCCCGGAAAUCAUUCAGAAGAUAGCAACUGAUCACUUUGAUGGUGGGGAAGUUAUUGAAAUUCUUCUUCACCGAGGUCUCGUUUCUGUUGAUGAGCAGCUUGUCGAAGUACUCGCGGGAAAUAGGGGGGCUUUGGAAGUGGUCUUGACCCACGUCCCAGAGGUCCAAGUUACCCACAAGGCAUUUGAAAAUGCCAAAAGAUUUAGUAGCAAGCACGCACUUCUCAAGCUCCGAAACCUGGAUUUUUCGGUUUCUGAGGACUUGGUCAAAAGCAUCUUCUCCUAUCCAGAUGCCUCCUACUUUCCAGUCAUGGCGCAAGACUUGAUGCUGCUUCUCGCUCGCUUGGAUUCCAAAGUUCCUAUCACUGAAGAGAUCCUUUUGGUUGCAGCUAACUCGCCUUCGUAUUCUGGCAGCAUCAUUCGUAUUCUGUUAGAUGAAAAGCGUCCUUUGAACUUCCAGCUAGUUUGGGAGCGUCUUUGGCAAACUCGCUGUAUAUUCAGCGAGGAAGUGUCGGACAUUCUACUGGAAUAUACCAGUGUGGAGAUUUCCAAAGGCAUGCUUGAGGGUAUUACAAGUUCCGACAACUCGAUAAAAGACCGAAACUCACUUGACGAUCAAGGGGUAUUCGAACUUGCAAGAUCUUCAUUUAACAUUCGAGACGACAAAUUAUACAACGAACAUGACUUCUUGGCCCGACUUGUCUGGUUCUUGGUGGAGCGCAACUUCCCGAUCCCUCAAGAUGUUAUGGGCAUCAUCAUGGAGAAAGGACACUUCAAAACAAUACUUGCCAUUCUCAACCACAAUCUGCAUAUCAAAAUCACCAAUGAAGUACUCAAUGCCGCAAGAAAAAACCCCGAUUUCUACGAUCUCACAUGGCUUCUUCACAUGUUGCCGCAAGCACCUGGCUCUGGAAAUCUCGAUCUUAUCAGUCGUUGGCCCCAGGCUACGAGGAAAUGCCAUUUGCCCAGUUGUUGGGUGGUUCAUUCUUCAGAAGAGCGCGAAGAGCGCCGUGACUCGUUAUGGGUAGACCACCUGUCCGGGCCAUCUGGCUACUGGACAGUUUGA